AUGCAGAGUGGCUCGUUCCAGCUGCAGCGGCCAUCAGACCCACCUUCGCAUUUCUGGCCUCAUUUCCUCAAGCAGGUGCAACAAAAGCAAGCAUUUCCAGCAAAUAGCCCACCACAAUCUGCAACCCCAAGCAAUAACAAGCAACUCCAUGCAACCACAAGCAAGAGCAAGCAAGCCUUUGCAAUCCCAAGCAACAACAAGCAACGCCACACAACCACAAGCAAGAGCAAGCAAGCCUCUGCAACCCCAAGCAACAACAAGCAACGCCACACAACCACAAGCAAGAGCAAGCAAGCCUCUGCAACCCCAAGCAACAACAAGCAACGCCAUGCAAUCUUAAGCAAUAACAAGCAUCUCCCUAAGAUCCCAAGCAAUAACAAGCAACGCCACACAACCACAAGCAAGAGCAAGCAAGCCUCUGCAACCCCUAGCAAUACAAACUACUAA
Molecule: messenger RNA, 447 nt
Organism: Penaeus vannamei (Pacific white shrimp)
Lineage: Eukaryota; Metazoa; Arthropoda; Malacostraca; Decapoda; Penaeidae
Source: RefSeq, a predicted model, not a curated record